AUCGACAAUAUUUUUUAGAACUCGUAUAUUUUAAUUUAAUUUUAUAAUGGCUAAAACGAAGCCAUGUAAGCCAUUGGUUUUGAAUGAGCUGCUUAUACAAAAUGUCAACACAUGGGGAAAUGUACAAUAUAAUAUACCACUGAGAUUGACUAGUAAUGAGACUCGAACUGGUACCAAUAUUGCCUUACGGCAUAUCCCAGAUAUACCACAUAACUUUGACUGUAAAAUCCAUGACCCUCUUCCUAAGCGCGUUACCGGCCGCGAUAUGGUGGUGGAGAAAGAGUCCUACAAGACCACCACCGGCGAAUACUGCGUUAAGCCAAAUCCUAACAAAGCUAUGGAAAGGUCGGACUGUGCAUGUAAUUGUAAGAGAGUCAUUUACAUGACUGGUGUUGAGAAACGACUCCAAAGCAAGAAUAUCGUUCAACCAAGAUUGAUAUCAGAGAUGAAGGAUAAUUACAGAGGCCUCAGGAAGUCGCCACUAGCGCCUCCCGAAAUUGAAGUCAAAGCUCCCGAUCCUGAAUACAUUUUUGACGUGGUUGCCUCUGGUAGGAGCGAAGCACCAGUGAUACCGGAGACCGCUGGUGGGUUUCGUCGUCUGCUCGACCCGUAUGUGACCACCUACCGCGAGAAACAUCGGCUGUAUACACCGGACGACCAGUACGGGAUCGGCGCUAAGGACCAUAUCACUUUCUACACAGAGUCUAAUACUCCCAAAGUUCGAGGAUUCGGUCCGAAGUAUAAAGAGAUAUGGAUGCCAUUAGAGGCUAAAGUUCACAGAGCUGUUUACGAUAGGAGUCACGUCAAAAAAGAGUACCACGAAGUCGCAGCUUGCCACAAUCCAGUCAAUAACCUCAAAGGGGUAUUUCAGUCAGAAACAAAGAAGCAAUUCACGCCACCGUUCGCGUCUGAACUCGCGUCUUGGAGUCAUGGAGAGGAAUACUUCCUGGCUCCGUACCCUCCGAAUCCUUACCAGACGAACAUUGCCCCGUUCAUGUAUUGCAGCGACUAUUGUCAUAUCUCUCAGGGCACUAAGCCUUGCAUUGUCAUAGACCAACUGAUCCACGACAUGACACCCCAUAAGCUUUGCAAACAAAGGUUUAGCGUUUCUAGAGGCUGGUAAAGUAUAACUUUUAGUAAACAGCUCGUUUUAAAUA
Papilio xuthus (Asian swallowtail) is the source of this 1157-nucleotide messenger RNA. RefSeq lists its product as uncharacterized. The coding region runs from base 47 to 1123 and encodes 358 amino acids. The transcript has 6 exons. NCBI's taxonomy places the organism in Eukaryota, Metazoa, Arthropoda, Insecta, Lepidoptera, Papilionidae. The record is from RefSeq and is a predicted model, not a curated record.